AUUCUGUGAAAACGAACGAAAAAAGUCAGUCUCCAUCUUAAAACAUUUGUCACAUUCGGAAGGUAAACUUUGGCUCAGGUUGAAACAUUUCCAGAAUUAUUAAAAAAUGGCCGGUGAAGUAGCAUCUGCAAGCGCUAGCUUACCACGUCCCGUAUUGAAAGGUCGUCAUGCCCAAUUCAUGAAGAAACAUUUGGCAAUUGGUAUUGGUAUGUCACUAGUAAGUGUUUACCUCACCAAAGUGUUCGUCAAUGACAAAAGAAAGGCUGCCUAUGCCGAAUACUACAAAAACUAUGAUAUUGAGGAAAAUUUCCAUCGCAUCCGUAAGCUUGGAUGGUUCGACUCGUGCAGCGCCGAUGAUGAUUAAAUAAUUUAAUGCAUAUAGUUUCCAUUUAGAAAACAACCAAACUUAUCCAAAAAAAUAAAUAAACAAACAACACCGAAGCAUUUAGCGAUUCUGGUGGAACCGAUAAUCCAAUCAACCAUUGUGAAAUGCAUUAAAUAAAGUCUUGUAUUUGUUUGGCAUUUAUUGAUUAAA
Molecule: messenger RNA, 535 nt
Organism: Contarinia nasturtii (swede midge)
Lineage: Eukaryota; Metazoa; Arthropoda; Insecta; Diptera; Cecidomyiidae
Gene: cype
Product: cytochrome c oxidase subunit 6C
Exons: 3
Coding region: 107-364 (85 amino acids)
Source: RefSeq, a predicted model, not a curated record